CAUCAAACCCCCUCCCUUUUCUUUCUCCUGCUACUUCUUCGUCGGGUCUGGUUCUCCCACCUUGAGCUCGCCGAAAAAGUCCUCAAUUCCGACCGCUGGAACGUGUACAAGAACUUUCAAUUAGCGAGAAAGGUGGAGAAGCUUGAAAAGAAUAUUUCAAGGUUCUUGCAAACUACUGUGCAAGCUCAUGUGCAUCAUCUAAGGUUCGAUUCGGCGGAGAGGUUUGAUCGGCUUGAGGGUUCGGCUCGAAGGUUGGAGCAGCGGCUUGGAGCGAUGAAGAUGGGGGGAUGA
Molecule: messenger RNA, 291 nt
Organism: Ilex paraguariensis (yerba mate)
Lineage: Eukaryota; Viridiplantae; Streptophyta; Magnoliopsida; Aquifoliales; Aquifoliaceae
Source: the annotation of a GenBank genome assembly